Molecule: messenger RNA, 2730 nt
Organism: Neopsephotus bourkii (Bourke's parrot)
Lineage: Eukaryota; Metazoa; Chordata; Aves; Psittaciformes; Psittacidae
Gene: SOX7
Product: SRY-box transcription factor 7
Exons: 2
Coding region: 122-1240 (372 amino acids)
Biological process (GO): cell differentiation; anatomical structure morphogenesis; regulation of DNA-templated transcription
Molecular function (GO): RNA polymerase II cis-regulatory region sequence-specific DNA binding; DNA-binding transcription factor activity, RNA polymerase II-specific
Source: RefSeq, a predicted model, not a curated record
CACCUUCGGUGUCAUUGGAGGAGGCUUUUUCCAAGGAGCUCAUAAAUACGGGGGAGGCCGGGCAGGAGGCUGGGACUGCGCGGGGACCCCGCGGGCAGAGCCUGUCGGGGGGGGCCGGGCCAUGGCUGCGAUGCUCGGAACCUUCCCCUGGCCGGAGCGGCUGGAGGGGGACGCGGCUGAGGGGGUCCCGCCGGGGCCGCCCCCACGGUGUCCGCCGGGAGAGAAGGGCGCCGAGAGCCGCAUCCGCCGGCCCAUGAACGCUUUCAUGGUGUGGGCAAAGGACGAGAGGAAGCGUCUGGCCGUGCAGAACCCGGACCUGCACAACGCGGAGCUCAGCAAGAUGCUCGGCAAGUCCUGGAAGGCUCUGAGCCUCUCGCAGAAGCGUCCCUACGUGGAGGAGGCUGAGCGGCUGCGGGUGAAGCACAUGCAAGAUUACCCCAACUACAAAUACCGGCCCCGGCGGAAGAAGCAGGUCAAGCGCAUCUGCAAACGGGUGGACCCCGGGUUUUUGCUGGGCAGCCUGACACGGGACCAAAACGUGGUGCCAGAGAAGCGGACCUGCGGCCGGCCCGGGGGGGAUAAAGAGGGGCCGGGUGAGUACCCCCCUCGCCCAGGCCUGCCAUCCGUCCGGGGGUACCGGGAGGCCCCAGGCAGCGGCAGCAGCACCAGUGUGGACACCUACCCCUACGGGCUGCCCACCCCCCCGGAGAUGUCUCCGCUGGAUGCCAUAGACCAUGAGCAGAGUUUCUUCUCCUCACCCUGCCCCGACGAGCAUCACCACUCCCACCUCGCUGGAGCCACCUACUCCCCGGAGUAUACAGGCAGCUCCCUCCCAUGCAACCACCACCCUCUCAGCCCCGUACCGCAGCCGGCAGCCUGCAUGAUCCCCCCAGCCUCCAGCUGCCCUUCCCUUCCUCCUCCUCCCAGCUACUACACACCUGCCUUCCCCUCCCUGCAUCCCCCUACCCUCCAUGCCCACCUGGGCCAGCUCUCCCCACCACCCGACCACCAUGGCUUUGACACCUUGGACCAGCUAAGCCAAGCUGAGCUCCUGGGAGAGAUGGACCGCAAUGAGUUUGACCAGUAUCUCAACAACCCUGGCCAUGGUGACCACCACAGUGGGGUCUUGGUCAAUGGACACAUCCCGACGUCUGGCAGCUCCCAUGCCUCUGAGAACAGCCUCAUCUCCGUCCUUGCCGAUGCCACGGCCACCUACUACAAUAACUACAGCGUCUCUUAGAGCCUCAGCCAGGGCCGCCUGGACCGGCCGAGGAAGGACCCGACACAGUAUUAUGAGGCGUUGUGCCCAGGGACAUCACUCACCGCCCCUCAGGGUGACCAAGCCCAAAGUGCGAGGGCUGUGGAGUCUCCUCGGUGGUGUAGGUAAAGGAUUUCGGUCGCCGUUUCACCACUGGUGCAAAGUCUCGGGUGUCCUGCUCCAAAUGAUGCUGGGGGGAUUUCCCAAUGCCAAAGCCCAUUGGCCAAGUCCCUCUUCCAAAACAGAGAUGCUCCUAGGAGCAUAGGAAGGCUGCCCCCCAGUUUGGGGCACCCCCAGCUCUGCUUUGGAGUCAGGAGGGUGGCAGCAUUACACAGAUGGCAGGUCUGAAGUCCUGGCAAGGGCAUAACCCCCUGGAAGGGGAAAUGGCAUGGGAGGAAAAGGGGAGAUUCUGGUGAAAGGGUGCACGGCCUGCAAGCCAGUCUUGGCUCACGGUGUCGGCAUUGCCACAGCUGCCCUGACCUGCCUGACCAUGCUGUUGGGGCUUAAACCACCCCCUGUCCUCAUACCCCCAGACUGUGAGUUGGCAGCUCCAUCCCUUGGGAAACCCCAGAGGAGAUGGUACACCAGGGAUGCUGCGAUUGCACAGGGGCUGCAGGAGGGCAACCAGCCACAAGGGCACUCAGUCUGAGCAUUCCAGAGGUGGGUAAGAUCCUUGGAAAGGCAGGAUCCUGCUGGCAUCUUUCCCCUCCAUGGCAUCCACUUGGCCUCCUAGCAAAAGCGCUGCCAAAGGGGGUGCAAGCGUGAGCUGCCCUCCCCACCCGGCCGGGAAUGGGUCCUGGGAUGAGCAUUUUGGCAAAGAAGUGAUGAUGUAGCACACAUAGUUUUUAUCAAACAUCCUUCGAAAGCGAAUGCUUCACGUUUGGAGCCGCAGUGCCCAAUGCCUCUUCUAACUCUGGCGUAUUAUUGCUUGUAAUAAAGCUGUACAUUGAUUUAUUCCUUCCAUUAUUCCUCCCCUCGGAUUUUGUAUUGCUCGAGUUCUCUUCCUUUUCAUAAAGAUGAAGCUUUAUUUUAAAUCAGUUAUAUGACAUGAUUAAUCUUAGUGUUUACUGUAUGGCACUUGGUAAUGAUUAGUUAGUAGCGUGGCUAUGAUUUUCUGGUUUCGGUCCCAAACAUGUAUUAAUAAUAAUUGCAAAUAAUACUUUAAAGCCCCCCCGACUUCACAGGUUUUUAAGCUAAUACAUUCCAUCUUUUUUUUUUGUGUGACUCUAUGCAUUUUGAAUGAGUGUAGAUACGAGUUUGCAUAAAAUAUUUAAUUUAAAUAGAUAUGUUUUUAUACGAUGAUUGUUUUACGAUUGGAAUUGCUGGAGCUAUUGACAAAGUUUUCAAACCAGAAACGUUUCCUGUGCAAGUGCUAUUUUUUUAAAUUGUUUUUUUGUUGGUAUUUGCAGCCAAACUUUUCUACUUCCUUUUUUUUUUUUUUAAUAAAAAAGAUCUGUGGUUAUCUUUACAAA